AUGACUUCUGUUCUUGCUGUGGGCAUUGGCGUUGCCGCCGCUGCUUUCUUUGGCCGUGCUGGUUUGGUCGCUUUUCGUCGCUACAGGGGAGGUGUCAACGCGAUGGGGGAAGGCGUUCUACAAAGGCGGAUUCGAGCCCCGCAUGAACCGUCGCGAGGCGUCCCUGAUACUCGGGCUUUCGUACGUAUUUUUCCAUUUGAUCUCGAGUACUCCCUUCAAAGCGGCAAGGCUAACGGAUCCGGUGCGGCAUAUAGUGAGAGAACACUUACCAAAGACAAAGUCCGCGCUAACCACCGAAAAUUGAUGCUUCUGAACCACCCCGACCGCGGCGGCAGUCCAUACCUCGCGACGAAGAUCAACGAGGCGAAGGAGCUUCUGGAGAAGCAUGGUUGA
Messenger RNA from Uncinocarpus reesii 1704, 393 nucleotides. Its product is annotated as mitochondrial import inner membrane translocase subunit tim-14. The transcript is spliced from 2 exons. Lineage: Eukaryota; Fungi; Ascomycota; Eurotiomycetes; Onygenales; Onygenaceae. Gene Ontology annotation, cellular component: PAM complex, Tim23 associated import motor. Gene Ontology annotation, molecular function: ATPase activator activity. Gene Ontology annotation, biological process: protein import into mitochondrial matrix. The coding region runs from base 1 to 393 and encodes 130 amino acids. The record is from RefSeq and is a predicted model, not a curated record.